GCUCUAUAAAAGCGGGCAAUCCGCUGAGGUCUGGGCCGACGACGUAGCGGGGGCAACAGUUCCAGACCGAUGGCGCGGACCAAGCAGACUGCGCGGAAGUCGACGGGUGGCAAGGCGCCGCGCAAGCAGCUGGCUACCAAGGUGGCUCGCAAGAGCGCACCCGCCGCUGGCGGCGUGAAGAAGCCGCACCGCUACCGGCCCGGCACGGUGGCGCUUCGCGAGAUCCGCCGCUACCAGAAGUCCACUGAGCUGCUAAUCCGCAAGCUGCCCUUCCAGCGGCUGGUGCGCGAGGUCGCUCAGGACUUUAAGACCGACCUGCGCUUCCAGAGCUCAGCCGUGAUGGCACUGCAGGAGGCGUGCGAGUCUUACCUGGUGGGGCUGUUUGAAGACACCAACCUGUGUGCCAUCCAUGCCAAACGGGUCACCAUCAUGCCUAAGGAUAUCCAGCUGGCACGCCGUAUCCGCGGCGAGCGGGCCUAGGAGGGCCAUCUCGCCACCUGAGAGGUUGUGCAACGUUCACCCCAAAGGCUCUUUUAAGAGCCACCCACC
Messenger RNA from Nomascus leucogenys (northern white-cheeked gibbon), 549 nucleotides. RefSeq names its product H3.4 histone, cluster member (gene H3-4). Gene Ontology annotation, molecular function: structural constituent of chromatin; protein heterodimerization activity; DNA binding. Lineage: Eukaryota; Metazoa; Chordata; Mammalia; Primates; Hylobatidae. The record is from RefSeq and is a predicted model, not a curated record. Gene Ontology annotation, cellular component: nucleosome.